This is a messenger RNA of Apodemus sylvaticus (European woodmouse), 5786 nucleotides long. It is a transcript of the gene Gen1, whose product is annotated as GEN1 Holliday junction 5' flap endonuclease. The record is from RefSeq and is a predicted model, not a curated record. The transcript has 15 exons. Lineage: Eukaryota; Metazoa; Chordata; Mammalia; Rodentia; Muridae. Gene Ontology annotation, molecular function: 5'-flap endonuclease activity; four-way junction DNA binding.
CUUGGCAACAGGUCUACGCAUGCGUGAGCGGGGCCGCCUGGAAGAGGGGAAAGUGAAACGGCGAGGGCAGGGCGAAGCGGGUCUGGAAGGAAAGCGAGCCCUUUCCCGGAAGGGGCGGGACUAAUGGCGAAGGCGCAAGUUUCGAAAUUACUGCCUGGAGCUUAGUGCCUGGGAGAGCAGCGAGAGGCUCCCCCUCGCCUCUUGGUUUUGUUUGUUUGUUUAAAGUUUGGUUUUAGGGGAUUAGAGAAUUUAGAGGAGGCGAUAGUGAUUAGACUCCAUGCCAGACUGGUAAAUGGCAGAAGUGUUGCUUCCAAAGCCGCGAAGAGGGGGUGUCUGGCUUCAUCUUACCAAGAGAUUUAAAUCCAGAACCUGAUCGUUAUCAUAUCUUCAGCACCUGGGCACAUCCCUAAUAAACACUGGUAGGCAAGUGAAAUAUGAGACUCGAAGUUUAAAUUCAUAUGACAGUAUAGCUGAAAAAAAUUAAAACAGCACGGCUUGAUGAAAUUAUGUGGUAAAUUCCCUAUAGAUACAAUACUGCACACUGAAGCUAUUUACCUGCUUCCAUGAUUCCUUGCUUAAGUAUACUUCAGAUAACACUGGAUAAACCAUCAGGAUGGGAGUGAAUGACCUGUGGCAAAUUUUGGAGCCUGUAAAGCAGCAUAUCCACCUGCAGCAUCUCAGUGGGAAAACCAUUGCUGUCGAUUUGAGUCUCUGGGUGUGCGAGGCUCAGACAGUGAAGAAAAUGAUUGGAACUGUCACGAAGCCCCACCUCAGGAACCUAUUUUUUCGUAUUUCAUAUUUAACUCAAAUGAAUGUAAAACUGGUGUUUGUAAUGGAAGGGGAGCCUCCAAAGCUGAAAGCUGAUGUCAUAAGCAAGAGGACGCAAACCCGCUACGGGCCUUCUGGAAAAUCGAGGUCUCAGAAAACAGGGAGAUCACAUUUUAAGUCAGUCUUACGAGAGUGCCUCGACCUACUGGAGUGCCUGGGCGUGCCCUGGGUCCAGGCUGCUGGGGAGGCUGAGGCCAUGUGCGCUCACCUGAAUGCCAGUGGCCACGUGGACGGCUGCCUUACCAACGACAGCGACACUUUCCUGUAUGGAGCCCAGACUGUCUACAGGAAUUUCACUAUGGACACAAAGGAUCCACAUGUUGACUGUUACACAGCAUCAUCUAUCAAGAAUGAGCUAGGCUUGGAUCGAGACGCUCUAGUUGGACUGGCAGUACUUCUUGGUUGUGAUUACCUUCCAAAGGGAGUGCCUGGAGUUGGAAAAGAACAAGCAUUAAAACUUUUGCAGAUUUUGAAAGGACAAAGUUUGCUUCAGAGGUUUAACCAGUGGAUUGAAGAACCUUGCUACUCUGUUCCACAACCAGCAGCAAAAAAAGUGAAUCACUGCUCUGUGUGUUCCCACCCAGGUUCGCCCAAGGAUCAUGAACGUAAUGGAUGCAUAUUAUGUAAAAGUGAUAGAUACUGUGAGCCACAUGAUUAUGAAUACCUCUGUCCUUGUGAAUGGCACCAGACAAACCAUAAUAGGCAACUAAAUGAAAUAGAAAACAAUAUUAAAAAGAAAGCUUGCAGUUGCGAAGGAUUUCCAUUCCAUGAGGUCAUCCAAGAAUUCCUUUUGAAUAAGAAUAAAAUGUUAAAACCGAUCAGGUACCAAAGACCUGAUUUAUUAUUAUUUCAGAGAUUUACUGUUCAAAAAAUGGAGUGGCCCAGUCACUAUGCAUGUGAAAAAUUGUUGGUGCUUUUGACCCGCUAUGACAUGAUAGAAAGAAAACUUGGCAGAAAGACCUCCAGUCAACUACAGCCAAUUAGAAUUGUUAAACCCAGAAUCAGAAAUGGAGUCCAUUGUCUUGAAAUAGAAUGGGAAAAGCCUGAACAUUAUGUGGUAGAAGAUACAGAACCUGGAGAACUGACUCUCCUUACAAUCGAAGAAGCAUCACUGUUUGAAGCAGCCUAUCCUGAUGUUGUGGCUACCUACCAGAAACAACUGUCAGAGACAAAAGGAAAGAAACAGAAAAGUAUGAAAAAUAAGUCUAAAGGAAGCCAUUCACCAGAAGCAGAUGAUGUCAUCAUCUCUCAGUCACAUUUGACUUUAAAACCCACAUCCAAAGCCUUCCCCAAGCAGAAUCCCAAAAUUCAUUUGGAAAUUUCUCCAGAUUGUAUUUUAGCACAGGAAUCUUCUUCUCCCUCAUUGAGUAGUUGUGUUUCCACUGAAAAUGUUCCCUGUUCGAAUUCCAAAGAACGGUUAAUGCCUUCUCCAAGAAUUUUGGCUGUAAAGCAAACUAAAGAUGUCAGUAAUUUUCUAGUUUCAGAAUGUAGUCAGCCCAGCUCUUCAUCCCAUGAUAUUUCUGUGAUUACUGAUCUACAGUUAAGUACCAUCGACUGGGCAGGUACUUCUUUUAGUAAUUCUCCAGCAGUUCAAAGAAACACUUUCUCUCAAGAUUUACAGUCAGAAUCUGAAUCAUCAGCCAUCCUUCCUGGCUUUGAACAGUUGUCAUAUGAAUCAGAACAAUGUGCCUCAAACAGUGAAGUGUCCGGUAGAGAUCUUCAGAAGAGUAGUCCUGAGGAACAUCUCCUUUCUGGGAUCACGGCUUUACAGCUUCACGAUUUGCCUUUAAAGGAAAGAAUACAUAUGUAAUCUUCAUGCCCUCAGUAUAAUGUAGAAGCAGAUACUGACCUGGAAAGUUUCCCCCUAAAAAUGAAAGGCUCUUGUAUUCCUUACAGUAACUCUGGCAGUUCAUCUCAUUUUUCGAAGGAUCUUAGAGGGGUAUAUCUUCACCAAGAGUCCAGAAACUCUAAAGUUCUAGACAGCCAACUCCAAGAAAAAUGCAGGGCAAAUAUUUCCUUACCUUAUUCUUUCAAUGAUGAGGCAGUAAAGACUUCCAGUCUUCAAAUUGGGCUGCCAACUGCUGCUAUACCUCACAAUCCAAAAGGAGCUGUGAAAACUACUAAGAACCUUGUCAAGAAGAAUAGUGUUUGCCUCGAGAGAGAUUCCUCAGAUGAAGACAGUGCUCCAGUGUCCUGGAAAGCUACUGCUGCAAAAAUGAAACACAUUUCUCACAAGCAUAUCCUAGGCCAUGUCAGAGACAGUACUCACAACAAACUCAGAAAUCCUAAAGUAGAAUCGAAAGAAAACAGACUAUGUACUGAGUCUUCUAAAAUAGCUGAAGAUGAAGAAAACAAGUUCUCAGAUCCAGCAAGAAGUUUUCAGAGUUUUCUACAAUGUCAUAACAAAGACAAGGAUUCUACUGCCUGCUGGGAAAGUCCUCUCCCUUUACAACAGAGGUUAAAACUCAAGUUCCAGAGCACUCAAAAUGGAUUUUAUAAUGCUUAAGUUUAAUGUGGUUGAAUGCUGGUAGCAUUAGUAGAAGCCAAACGAACUCAUGUUUGGUAGAAAAUGUACAUGAUUAUCUGCCAUUUAAAUCAAAAUUAUAAUUUUAAAAUGUUAACAGCCAGGUGUGGCUCAGGCCUAUAAUCACAGCAUGUAUGAGGUCGGUGGAGUCCAGAGGGUCAUCCACCAGGAGUUCAGAGUCAUCCUCUGAUCUAUAGGGAGUGUCGGGCCAAUCUCAUUAUCUAAGAAAAAAAAAUUAGAAAACUUUAACUACAAAAGAUGAGCAUCUGGUGACAGCUUCAAAUAAUGUCUUUUUUAGAACAUUUUAUUAUUCUUGAAAUGUCUUUAUUAUUAUCUAGCUUUAACCUAUCAGUGUAUUCUCUGACAGUAAAUGCUUUAUCAUUUUUAGUUCUUAUGUUAGCAUCUAAAGCAUUUGUUUACAGUCUAGCUAUCCCCAAGAUGGUAACACUUUGUAAUCGUGUUGCAUUGUUUUUUUACGGGCCUUUCCUUUUUUUUUUUAUAACAAAAUAUGCAUCUUUAAAAAUUCAGUACUCCAAAACACUUUUUUUUUUAACAAUGGUUUCCAUUUGAGAAGAGAUUAGAAAUAAGUUGCAAUUACACGCACAAAUUCAGCACUGAGAAUGGUAAGUUAUAGAACCUCCAUGAUGUUUUUCAGGUGUUUCUGUGUGGCUAACCAACUAGAGAACGGUCCAAGAAUGUACACAACCUACAGAGUCCCUAAGAAAGUGGGUAUCAUCUGGGCUCCGCUUUCCCUCUGUGAAAGGCACGGCUUCUGUAGUCUGCAGGUGCAAUUAGCUAUCAAACCAUUUGCUUCUCUUCAUAAGGGGAGCUCCUUGAGAAGGGCUCAGCAAUUUAUGGGCCUUUCCUAAUAGCUGUAUUUCCCCUUCAUGUUAAAGAACCGUUAGCGUGUUCUUCUACUUUUAGUAAUGUAAUGCUUGAGAAGUGAAAAUGGAAGAGAAUGAUGUGUAGUGAAACAUGGUUGUGAGGUCUGGAUAAGGAAAAUCACUCCUUACAUACAUUCAGAAGUUCACGGGCACUUUGAGCAGGAAAUGUUUGUAGAAUCAGAUGUAAAGCCAAAAGGGAAUGGGAAGCUUCCUCAGGGUCACACAGUAAUAAUAGCCAUGGUGUGGAUCCCAUCCUUCUGGUUUGGUUCUUGUGCUUUUAUUUUUCUGUUUUAUUUGUAAUCUAUAGAACUGUUCCCUUUUGCUUUAAAUUUUAGUUUGUAUGUAAUGUUGACUUUUAAUUCCUACAAGUCUUACAUAAAUUGUAAAAAUCCUGAAGGGGUCUAGAGUUUAAAAGAGAUAGUACAACUGUUUGUAAAUGACUGGAGCACGAAAUUAGAAGAUCCUUAGGAAUCCAUCAAAAAUUUAUUAAAAGCUGGUGGCGCUCGCCUGUAAUCCCAGCACUCUGGGAGGCAGAGGCAGGCAGAUUUCUGAGUUCAAGGACAGCCUGGUCUACAGAGUGAGUUCUAGGACAGCCAGAGUUAUACAGAGAAACCCUGUCUCAAAAAAAAAAAAAAAAAAAAAGUAUUAAAAGCAAGCCAGGCAUGGUCACACAUGCUUUUAAUCUCAGCAUUUGGAAGCAAGUGGAUCUCUGAAUUCAAGACUGGCCUGGUAGGCACAGCUAAUUCCAGGACAGCCACUGCUACACAGAAUUCCCCUCUUGAAAAGCAUUCUUUUAGAUGCAAAACAUUCUUUUAGCUCCUGGUGGUGGCCCUGGCCUGUAAUCCCAGCACUCUGGGAGGCAGAGGCAGGCAGAUUUCUGAGUUCGAGGCCAGCCUGUUCUACUGAGUGAGUUCCAGGACAGCCAGAGCUACACAGACCCUGUCUCAGGGGGAAAAAAAGGAGGAGGAGGAGGAAGAGGAAGAAGAAGAAAGAAGAAGAAGAAAAACAUUCUUUUAAACCAAAACUAAAACUAUUAAAAGUGAAGAGUAAGUUAGCAAGGUUGUACAAUUCAAAAUUAGUUUACUAACUACAUAGUUGUAGUUCUGUAUAUUCAGUGUAUGACAAUGAAAUUUCACCAAGUGAAUUAAAGUUACUCUGUUUACAACAUCAAGAAAAUGAACACAAUGAACAUGGCAAAACUUAGUAACCAGUGAAAAACAAUGGAUGAAAUUAAAGUAUAAAUAAGAAGAGUCAUCCCAGAUUCAUGGAUCAGAAGACUACCUUGUUAGUGCUGUUAACUGGUGCAUUUAACUACCAGCACUUGGGAGGCAGAGGCAGGCAAACCGCUUGAGCUUGAGACUAGCCUGGACUACAGAGCAAGUUCCAAAACAACCAAGGCUACACAGAAAAACCCUAUCUAGAAAGCUAACCAAGAAAAAAGUAAACAUCUGUCUCCUAUGUACAGAUAGGACCAUGUAAUCCAAGAAGAUACAUAAUAUUUGUAGGUGCUCUAGGUUUUUAUGAAAUAAAGGCAACAAAAUGGUUAGGAA